AUGUUCUACUUCAGAUAUCCUAUCAGCCGCCUGAUCACCUUCGACAUCCCCAUCCACCUCGAAAGAAGCUUUUUUGGGGUGGAAACAUCCGGGGCUACUGUACCCAAGGGAGAUGUCUCGAAUGUUCGACACAUUAAGUUGGUGUUGGCCACAUUUCUGGGAGAGCUUCGAGACGAGGGGGAUGAUGAGAGGAUGGCCGCGUGGGAGAUGGCUGUCUAUCGAUGGGCCGCCCAGAAUCCAUAUCCACUGGUGGAAGUGCUGGUGAUCGGCUCCGAGAUCGUGGACGUUGAGAUCAAUCGUGAAGCUCAGCGGAUGUCCCCGUAUUUUGCAUACGGUUUCGGGGCAAUGUUUCUCUUUGUCUGCUCUACCGUAUACUUCUCGGCACUGUAUUUUGAUAGGUUAAAUUGGUGGACCGUAAUCGUUGGCCUAUGCUCAACCCUAGUGCCAGUUGUGGCAAUUACAUCAACUCUGGGUACUCUCUCACUUUUUGGAUGUCCUAUUAAUCAAUUACUACUUAUUAUGCCGUUUCUCAUCAUGGGAAUCGGGGUGAAUGACUCUUUUCUUACGGUACACGCAUGGCUUCGACAAUCAAAUAAUGAGAAUAUGCAGACGAGGAUGGGAAGGGUUUUUGAAGAAGUUGGCCCCUCCAUAACCACGACUACGCUGACAAACGUCAUUACGUUUCUUAUCGGAGCCUUUACCCCGACCAGUGAGAUCUCAAUCUUCUGUUUCGGCACAGCCCUCGCCCUUGGCAUGGCGUAUAUUUACACAUUAAUACUAUUUGGCCCAAUCCUCUAUUAUUCCUCGCCGACUACCGUUGAUAAGGAAGGGCCGCGUACUGUAGAUGGAUGGAGGCUUACGCUGCGAAACUUCUUGAAAUGCCUGGUGCGUGGGUAUGCAAAAGUGAUCAGCCAUCCCGCCGUCGCUAUCGUCUUAUUACUCGGGAGUCUAGUAUACUGGUUCUUCGCGGUGAAGGGUACGGUAGGACUCGAGUCGAAACUCGACACCGGCAAAAUCCUCCCAAUUCACACCCCAAUUCGACGCCCAAAUCGAUUGAUGGAGGAGAUUAUAUGGCCAGAAUACUAUCCACUGACUGUCAUCGUCAACAACCCGCCGGAUAUUCGAAAAUCCUCACAACUCGCCAGGCUGAUCAAGAUGCACGACGAUUUUGACAGGAUGGAGCAUAAUCGCGGCAAAAUCUACACUCUCUCCUGGAUUCGAGCGUACCAAUCGUACUACGAGCAAGCAUCGAUCUUUGAUUUUGACGAGGAUCUUGAGGCCCGCGAUUCUGGCUUGAGCUAUGGGAAAUUGGAGCCGUUCCUCAACGAUACGCUACGUCGACAGUAUCAAUCGUUCGUCAAACUAACGAAUAGCAGCUCAAACCCGAUCCAGCGUUUCUCGCUAGUUUUCGUCUUCGAAAAGCUCUCAUCAUGGGAGGAACGUAUCAGAUUGGUGGAGGAGUGGCGCGGAAUUGUUAAUAGUUAUUCGGAGAUGAACGCGACAAUCUACGAUGUGAAUGCAAUGUUUGUCGAUCAGAUCAUUUCGCUGAAGCCGUUGGCCAUGCAGAGUGCAAUGUGGACAUUAAUUUGUAUGGUGGUUGUCUGCGCUCUCUUCAUCCAGAAUCCAGCCUCUGUCCUCCUUGCCUCACUCGCAAUCGCGUCGAUAUCACUCGGAACUGUUGGCUAUCUCUCAUUCUGGGAUCUCGACCUGGAUCCAGUCUCCCUUGGUGCAAUUCUGAUGAGUAUCGGAAUGUCCGUCGAUUUCACUGCACACACCACCUAUCAUUAUCAGCUCCAAUCACACGUUGUCGAACGGAAUGGGAAGUCAGUGAUUGUUCCGUUGCGGGACCCUGUGGAUAAGCUGAUGCAUACGGUAGAGGCUAUUGCCUGGCCAAUGACACAGGCUGGCCUAUCUACUGUCAUUUGUAUAUUGCCGUUGGUGUUGUUGCAGAACUACAUCCCUCUCGUCUUCGUCAAAACCAUAUCACUUGUCGUGAUUUGGGGGAUGUGGCAUGGACUUGUAUUACUUCCCGCCUGCCUCGCACAGGUACCCACCCGGAUAUUCGACAUCAACUGCUACCGUAGCAUCUUCCGGGAACCCCCACCAGAAGAUAGAGAAAUGGAGACGAUUGGAGAAAGUACCGUCCAAACUCCACUUGUC
This is a messenger RNA of Mesorhabditis spiculigera, 2160 nucleotides long. The record is from the annotation of a GenBank genome assembly. Lineage: Eukaryota; Metazoa; Nematoda; Chromadorea; Rhabditida; Rhabditidae.